This is a messenger RNA of Symbiodinium pilosum, 1479 nucleotides long. The record is from the annotation of a GenBank genome assembly. Lineage: Eukaryota; Dinophyceae; Suessiales; Symbiodiniaceae.
GUGCUUGCACGCAAGAACGCACUGUUGCGUCGUGCCAGCAUAAACAUGCCAGCUUGGCUUCACAGUUGUGGUGCUGACUUGCGCGAUCUGCGUGAAGUUGAGAGCUCCCUGCGCUCAGCAGGAGCAGAUUUUGACCUGCCGACGCUGAUAGUUGCCGAAGUGGUGCUGGCCUAUAUGGAGCCCGCUGAGGGUGAUGCGCUUGCAAAGUGGGCUGCAGGUAGAUUUUCAAACUGCUUGUUUGGGAUGUACGAGCAAAUUGGACCACAUGAUCCUUUCGGCCGCUUUAUGCGACGGCACUUUGUGCAGCGCCAGUGCCCCCUUCGAUCACUGCUGACGCGACCAGACCUUGAAGCUCAACGAGCCCGGUUCGCGUCGUUCCAUCGAGUCGAUGCAGCUGACAUGACGGCCACACUUUCAGCUACGCCUGUGGAUGAACUGAAAAGAGUUGCAGGUCUAGAGCCGUUUGAUGAAUACGAAGAGUUUCACUUGAAAUGCACCCACUACUUCUGCCUAGCCGCUAUGACGGGACAGUGUACUCGUGCAAAGAAGAUUUGGUCCAAAGUUGAGACCUCACCUGCUGUGCAGCACACAGUAUCUGUGCAUCGGCUCCGUGACCGAAGCAUUUCCAGAUUCGGCUUGACGGCAUCGUAUGCAGGAGGUCAUUUGGUAGUUUGUGGUGGGCAUGGAACCUACGAUGCUUUUGCAAGUGAAGCACAUGGGAGGCAAACAAGCGUACUUUAUCGAUCGCUGGAUCCCAAGCGGUGGCACACGGAGCAGGCUUUUCAGCAGAUUGGCGAGCACAAGGCGGCCAUGUACUGCAGCUCGACCACGGUUGGCUCGAAGGUCAUUCUUUUCGGCGGCCGCCUUGGCCCUCAUCAGCCUACAAAUGCUCUGGCCAUUUGCAGUUGGAUUGGAGAUGGAGUGUCCCAACAGCCCCAACUGGAAGUGAUGGAGGGGAUGAGCUUGUGGCCUCCUGCUAGAUGGCGGCACUCAGCGACGCUUGUGUCGAUCGAAGGGAAAGAUCAGGUUCUGAUCCUUGGCGGCCGCGGGGCAGAUGAGGCCAUAUUCAGCUUCGACGUAGCUUGGCUCCUGGACGCACGCCAGCUAACGUGGCGCUGUUGUCGCAUUUGUCCUGCAAGUGACGGCUCAUAUCCUUGUCCGCGGCACUCGCACUCGGCCGCUUCACUGGGGUCGGAUUCUGACUUGCUGAUGAUCUGUGGCGGUCUAGAUGAGGAUGAGAAGCUUUUGGGUGAUGCGUGGAUUUUGCAGCGAGACGAAAGCAAAGGAGCUGGAGAUGCUCUGCUUUGGCGAAAAGCCAUCUCCCCAUUACCGCGGCCAAGGUAUGGUCAUCACCUGCACGUUUUCAAAGGCUACUACAUCAUCAUUGGCGGAGUUGAGUGGACGUACGAGACAGCCCCCCUCUGUUGCAACGGGGUGCCUCUGAAUGUGCGCAACUACGAAGAUGAUGCAGAGGACUGA